CGUUCUCUGUUUUGUCGCAUGUUUGGUGACGUCCAAUAGUUGCCGUGAAGUCUCCGGACCGAGGCCUACGGACAUUUCCCCCCGAAGCGGACGGCCAUUCACGUUUCUGCGGAUGCUUAAGUAGUUUCUAGUGCCCGUUGUGAUCGGGUUUCUCUGUUCACCGAUGAAGCACUUUAUUGAUUGAUCAAGGCGGGAACGAUCGGAAACCCUAGCUAGCUAGUUGAAGCUAGCGCUAGCUGCCAGCGAGGAAGUGAGGAGGGGGAAAAAAAUGACAUCUCGGAGGUGGUUUCAUCCCAACAUCACGGGCGUGGAGGCCGAAAACCUCCUGCUGACUCGAGGAGUGGACGGCAGCUUCUUGGCCAGGCCCAGCAAAAGUAACCCGGGAGACUUCACGCUGUCGGUGCGGCGAAAUGGCGCCGUCACCCACAUCAAGAUCCAGAACACGGGAGACUUCUACGACCUGUACGGCGGGGAGAAGUUCGCCACGCUGGCGGAGCUGGUGCAGUACUACAUGGAGCACCACGGGCAGCUGAAGGAGAAGAACGGAGACGUCAUCGAGCUCAAGUACCCGCUCAACUGUGCCGACCCCACGUCGGAGAGGUGGUUCCACGGUCACCUGUCGGGCAGAGAGGCGGAGAAGCUGCUGACGGAGAAGGGCAAGAACGGCAGCUUCCUGGUGAGGGAGAGCCAGAGCCACCCGGGCGACUUCGUUCUGUCCGUCCGGACCGGCGACGACAAGACGGACAGCAGCGACGGCAAGCCCAAGGUCACCCACGUCAUGAUCCGCUGCCAGCACGACCUGAAGUACGACGUGGGCGGAGGGGAGAAGUUCGACUCCCUCACGGACCUGGUGGAGCACUACAAGAAGAACCCCAUGGUGGAAACGCUGGGCACCGUGCUGCAGCUCAAACAGCCGCUCAACACGACGCGCAUCAACGCAGCGGAGAUCGAAAGCCGCGUCCGUGAGCUCAGCAAGCUGGCCGAGGCCACGGACAAGGUGAAGCAGGGCUUCUGGGAGGAGUUUGAGACGUUGCAGCAGCAGGAGUGUAAACUGCUGUACAGCCGCAAAGAGGGACAGAGGGCGGAGAACAAGAACAAGAACCGCUACAAGAACAUCCUGCCCUUCGACCACACGCGGGUGGUGCUGAACGACGGGGACCCCAACGAGCCCGGCUCGGACUACAUCAACGCCAACAUCAUCAUGCCGGAGCUGGACGCCAAGUGCAACAGCCACAAGCUGAAGAAGAGCUACAUCGCCACUCAGGGCUGCCUGCAGAACACCAUCAGUGACUUCUGGAGGAUGGUGUUUCAGGAGAACUCGCGGGUCAUCGUCAUGACAACCAAAGAGGUGGAACGAGGAAAGAGUAAGUGUGUGAAGUACUGGCCCGACAUGUCGGCGCUGAAAGAGUACGGCGCCAUGCGGGUCCGCAACGUGAGGGAGACGUCCGCGCACGACUACAUCCUUCGAGAGCUCAAACUCUCCAAAGUGGGGCAGGGAAACACGGAACGCACGGUGUGGCAGUACCACUUCAGGGCCUGGCCGGACCACGGGGUCCCCACCGACCCGGGCGGAGUCCUGGACUUCCUAGAGGAGGUCAACCUGAAGCAGGAGAGCAUCGCGGACGCCGGGCCCAUCGUGGUCCACUGCAGCGCGGGGAUCGGUCGGACCGGAACCUUCAUCGUCAUCGACAUCCUGAUAGACGUGAUCCGAGAAAAAGGCGUGGACUGCGACAUGGACGUGCCGAAGACCAUCCAGAUGGUCCGCUCCAAGCGCUCGGGGAUGGUGCAGACGGAGGCGCAGUACCGCUUCAUCUACAUGGCGGUCAAGCACUACAUCGAGACGCUGCAGCGGCGCAUCGAGGAGGAGCAGAAAAGCAAGAUCAAAGGACGGGAGUACACCAACAUCAAGUACUCGCUGUCCGACCUGACCGCUGGAGAGCAGGGCCCCCUGACCCCCUGCACCCCCCUCCCCACCCCCACCUGCACAGAGAUGAGGGACGACAGCUCCAGAGUCUACGAGAACGUGGGCCUGAUGCAGCAGCAGAAGAGCUUCAGAUGAGAGCCGCCCGCGACCCCGGGGCCCCCCCUCAUCCAGGAUCUCCAUACUGUUCGCCAACCACACCUUGACAGUGACGACGUGGAACGACGGGGGGGACCCAACCACGGGGGAGGCUGGACUUGAGGAGGACUGGGGGGGGUCGUCAUCCUGCUCUCGCUCAUUCCCCACCCCCCCCCCCCCCCCCCCAGUUGAAUUGGAAACCACUGUGAUCAUCUGAGAAUCCUUAACGAACCCAAACCUGAAAGCAGCCGGGGUUUGGUUUUUGGAAUCACCGCCGGUGGGGGCCGCCGGCCGGCAACUAACCUCACUAACCCCCCACCCCCCCUUGCUUAUUUUUUCCUGCAUUAACUGAGUAUGGAGAAGGUCCCGUGCCAAACUAACCCCCCCCCCCCUGUCUCUGAGCUCAGCCUUCAGCCUGGAGACGAGAUCCAGUUUCUGCUCAAAUCCGGUUCUUGACAGAAACCCGACCCGUUCUCAGAGCCCUUAAAGCUGCGCCUUCGGUUCAGAACCGCCUUAAAGCGGGGUGUACCCCCACUUCACUUAGCAUUACUGCGGGAGGGGGCUGUUGUGUUUUGUCUUUAGACACAGAUUUUUUUAAGUGCACAGUCCCCCCACCCCACCAGGAAACCCUUGCUAGCCCCGCCCCCUCUGAACGCCAUGUGCUGGUAUUGGCUGCUGCUGGAGCUCACCUGGAUCAGGUGGUUUUCCACAAACUCAUCCGUCUGCUGCUGUCGGAUCGACCUGUCAUCACACGGAGCCUGACGAAGAAAUGACACUAAAGGAAACCGGUGCAGAACUUCGGAACUAAACUGGAGAUGAGCGUGAAGACGGGCCGACGCCGACCCGGAAAAGAAGCAGAGGUUCUUUUUGUUUUAGCCCAAAGUUACGAUCCUGUUUCUGCCAUUUCAGUCUGGAGCCAAACGGCAGCAUCAAUGGAUCCAGAACUCUGUGGAUCCAGAAUUUAUGAGAUCCAGAACUCUGUGGAGCGCUUUUGAACUCAAACUUGGGGUUUUUCUUUGACAUUUAGCUUGAAAUCAAAGUGUUUUUGUUUUUUUUAAAUCUCCAGCUACUCCUUGACCUCCAGCCCCCACCACCUUACGUGGCCUCAGUCUGUGUCCGGCUCGCCGUCUGUGUCCGGCUCGCCGUCUGUGUCCGGCUCGCCGUCUGUGUCCGGCUUGCCGUCUGGUGGUGCUGCAGCUCUCAUCCAGGUUCUGUUUUCAUGGCCUGCUUCCUGUCGGCGGCCGCUUCACCCCCCCAGUCCCGCCGUGCUCUGUGCCACGCCCCUUAACCAUCAUGAACGCGGUCUAGACGUGCCUUCGGUGCACACGCCUGCCUGUGUGGAGCGGCGGCACUCCUUAAUGUGAACACAAACCCUGAACCGGGAUCACGGCGCCGUCUCUAUUUUUUAACGUUCAGCAGGGCGGGAGAAUGUACUAAAACAUAUCUAUAUGCCAAUUUAUCAUGCGGCGCCCCCCCCAUGCCACGGGGGGGGGGAGGGGGGGCGCUCUCACAGCUUCAGAGGUGUAUUAUAUGACUUUCAAUGCAGUUCACCCUGUUAACAUCUGUAAAAAUAAAGGAUCAUGGCUCACCA
Messenger RNA from Oryzias latipes (Japanese medaka), 3650 nucleotides. It is a transcript of the gene ptpn11a, whose product is annotated as protein tyrosine phosphatase non-receptor type 11a. Gene Ontology annotation, molecular function: non-membrane spanning protein tyrosine phosphatase activity; cell adhesion molecule binding; receptor tyrosine kinase binding. Lineage: Eukaryota; Metazoa; Chordata; Actinopteri; Beloniformes; Adrianichthyidae. Gene Ontology annotation, cellular component: cytoplasm. The record is from RefSeq and is a predicted model, not a curated record. Gene Ontology annotation, biological process: positive regulation of ERK1 and ERK2 cascade; protein dephosphorylation.